Pseudoliparis swirei is the source of this 6020-nucleotide messenger RNA. RefSeq names its product adducin 3 (gamma) b (gene add3b). Gene Ontology annotation, molecular function: actin filament binding. Gene Ontology annotation, biological process: barbed-end actin filament capping. Gene Ontology annotation, cellular component: postsynaptic density; cytoskeleton; plasma membrane. Bases 2394 to 4439 code for a protein of 681 amino acids. The transcript has 15 exons. The record is from RefSeq and is a predicted model, not a curated record. NCBI's taxonomy places the organism in Eukaryota, Metazoa, Chordata, Actinopteri, Perciformes, Liparidae.
UGGACAGUCUAUAGGCUCUAUCAUAUUAGACCCUUCAGCUUAUUCCAGAUCAGAGAAAAACCAAAGACAGCCCCAGCCAGUGCCUUCAUGAACUCAAACCCAUGAGCAGCAGGGAUGAGACUGCAGGCCAAAAGGUGGAUUCAUGCACCCCUGCGUUUUCAGUCCGACAUGCUCUGCCUGCCACAGAGCCAGACUUUCUUAAGCUCAGCCAAAGUUCAACCCUGACAUGUUGCUGAUUGUUAUUCUUUUUUUACUGAUGUCUCUCUCACAGGUUUGACUGUGGAUUCCAGGCAUCAUGUGUGUGUCUGCAUGUGUAAGUUAUUUCCAGGGGAGUAGCAGGUUUGUGACGAGACAAUGGUGUGUUUUUAUCUGUGGACAUCAUUAUUCUCAAAAGUAAUCGUCAUGAAUGAGCCGUCGACUAAUCACACCUGACAUUUGGUCAAUGCUGCGAAGACAGACUGCCCUCGCUGAAAAGUUCAAAUAGUCAGCAAGAAUGCGGGGGCUGGCGGGUGGGAGGAUGUCGAGUGUGUGUUUAGUGUGUGUUUGCGUGUGUGGAGACAUUUAAGCUUGUAUGUGGUUUCAGUGGGAGCUCUGCCAGAAACAGGGAGGCAGGGUUUCAGAAUUUGAGGGUUCACACAGCCCUGGAGUGAGGAAGUUCUGCUUUUCAUUACAUCAAACCCAUAUGUUCACAUUGCUGCUCCGCCUCCCAGACUCAACUCUGUCCUGGCAUUGUUAUGUCAGGCAGUCUCUCUCUUACUCCUACAAUCUAGAUAUGCGUGUGAGUGAUUAAAGGGGUAAUAGCGAUAGCAGGGGCAGGGUGCUGGGAAAAUGUGAGAUUUCUGCGUUGCCUUCACUUAAAUGCAUUUGAAUAUCGCUCUGCUAUCCUCUCUGGAGAGACCGGCCAGCACGGCAGAGAAGAGAUGUGAGGUAUAAGGGCUGCACAGCUUCGUAUUUGCUUUAAUCUUAAUCCUAUUUCCCGUUUACAGUUAUAGAAAGACAAUUUCAUUCGUUUGAAGAAAAAGCAGCGAGCGAAUGUUUUCUGUAACAACCGAACACGAGGCUCCAUUAGCUGGUGUUAUUAUGGCUAUAUUAUAAUGAGAUGAUCUUAUGCGCUAUUUGACUCCCAAGAAAGCAAAGCCAGCACAUUUAGUGAUGAUCCUUUUGCUUAUAAAUGCAUGUAUGAUGUAGUAUAUAGUUGCACAUGGCAUAUUACUUAUAGAAUAAUGUGUGUCACUGUAUUCGGCACAUGGAAAUGAUAUGGGUGCAUCGUGUUUGUAGGGACAAGUCGAAAGGGAAUAAAAUAAAUCAGAGAUAGUGUUGUGUUUCCUCCUAGACUAUAAAAAAAACUUUUUGUGGGAGACGCUCACUUUUUUUUUGAGGGAAGCACUUGUUCUGACUUUGAAGUGCUUCAUUUUUUUUUUUACGGCUGGGCCAUAUAGCUUUGAUGAAAACCUCCACACUGAGGGGCCUUGGCAACACAGGAGCCUCAGUUAUUUAUGAAAUGAGGUGGUAAGAAGCCAAUGAAUCUUACACACACACUUUGGCUCAAACUCCAGCAAUGUAAAACAAGUUCCUCGGGGUAUAUUUUAGACAGAGAUAAAAGAAAGAAAAAAAACACCAAUACAGUACGGUCGUGAAAAACUACACCACGGUACAGGACAAUGGAUUUCCAUGACUUUUCCAGGACUUUAGACCAAAUUUCCAUGACCAAACUGAAAUCUCGGUAUAAACAUGAAAACUGUAGAACAUUUUGCGUAUUGAGAGCUACCGCUGGCUUAUAUUUUGAGCGUCUUUCUUUAAAAAAUAUAUUAAUGAUUUCAAACUCGGCGUGAAUGAACAUGUGAUUUUAACAAAUGUCCAUGACUUUUCCAAAUCUUUUAUGAUUUAAGUUUUUUCCAUGACUUUUCCAGGCCUGGAAAUGACCAUUUUAAAAUUCCAUGACUUUUCCAGGUUUUCCAUGACCGUACGAACCCUGCAGGAAAGCUUCAGUGUUGUUGUAAAGAAGAGCCUCGAAUCUGUCGGCUGGUCCCGAGCGGCCAUUCCUUUGUCCCGCUGCAUACAUAAGGCCCGGUGGUGGGUGGAUAAGUGAAGUCACAUGGUCACUUUUCCCUUUUUUCCCACACAAACACUCCCACACCCUCCUCCAUGCAGCCGCUCUCCGCUCUUCUUCAUCUCGCCGCUCACCCGCAGCAGCAGGCAGCCCGCUCCGCCUGGAGACCGUAGCGGCGCCAAGUUGCGCUUCUUUCGCACAAUGUGUCCGAGUCGGGAGUAAAAUAUCCCGGAGCCUCUUUGUCGGAAAGGAAAGUCGACACCCCCGGAGCCGGUGAACCCGCGAAUUGAGCACGUUUGUUUUCAGAUCCCAGAGGAAGAGUAGGAGGCUGCGCAGCGAAGACAUGAGCCUGGUGGAGGUGAGGCAGGUGGCGGGGUCCCUCACCCUGUCCCUGUCCAACAACGACCCCAAGGAGCGCUACUUGGGCCGAGUGGAUGACAUUGACCUCCGCAGCAAGAACUUGUCGCCGGACCUGAGGCAGGACUUCAACAUGAUGGGGCAGAAGAAGAGAGUCACCCAGAUCUUGCAGAGUCCAGUGUUUAAAGACGAGUUGGAAGGUCUGAUUCAGGAUCAGAUGACGAAGGGCAACAACCCGACAGGUCUUCUGGCUCUGAGGCAGAUUGCUGACCUGGUCAUGGCCAGCACCCUGGGAGGGGCUGGACCUCUGACUUCACCCAUCAGCAUCGGGAUGGUGACUCCAGUCAACGACUUGUUCGGCAUGGAGUCUCCCUCCUUCGCCAAAGGGGAGAGACAGAGUCGCUGCGGGCUGGCCGGCCUCUACAGGCUUGUCGACCUCUUCAGUUGGGCUCGUUUUACGACCUCCUACAAUACUGUGCGUGUGAGUAAAGAGCAGGACCAUGUUCUUAUUAGUCCACGAGGUCUGUCUUUCGCUGAGGUGACGGCAGCAAAUUUGGUGAAAGUAAACAUAAUUGGUGAGGUGGUGGACCAGGGUUCUACUGAUCUGGGCAUCGACCACUUUGGGUUUGCUCCUCAUGCCGCCAUUUACUCGAUGCGCCCCGACGUGAGAUGCAUCAUCCAUAUACAUACCCCCGCUACAGCUGCUGUGUCCGCGAUGAAAUGUGGAGUCCUGCCCAUUUCCCAGGAGGCUUUGCUUCUUGGCGAUGUGAGCUGCUGUGGUUACCAUGGCAGCCUGGAUAAUAAAGAGGAGAAGGUGGAGUUCCAGAAAGCUCUGGGCCCGACUGCCAAGGUGAUCAUCCUGAGGAACCACGGGCUGCUCGCUUUGGGAGAAACCAUAGAAGAGGCUUUUCACUACGUGUACCACUCGCAGCAAGCGUGUGAAAUCCAGGUGAACGCUUUGGGCUGUUCAGGCAGCCUGGACAACCUCGUGCUCCUGGACAGAGAGAAGUUCAAGCCCCUGACCCAGCGGGUGGCCGCUGCCGGGUCGGUGAUGGACAACGAGGUCAAGUGGAAAGUGGGCGAGGCCGAGCUCGAGUCUCUCAUGAGGAUGCUGGACAACCUGGGAUACAGAACAGGCUACUCCUAUAAGAACCCCAUUGUCCGUGAAAAACCCCGCUCUAAGAAUGACGUGGAGAUCCCCGCCACGGUGUCAUCUGUGUCGCCGGAGGACGGCGAGCCGGGUCUGCGAAGCCCCUUCAAGUUCAUGGCGCAGAAGCAGCAGCGAGAAAGGACCCGGUGGCUCAACUCGCCCAACAGCUACCUGAGGGUCGAUGUUCCUGAUCAUUCGCCCAGCGGGGAUGUCAGCCCCAGGACCAAGACCAUGUGGAUGAAGUCGUCCGAGCCCGGCAAUAACAUCGGCACAUCAAUAAAGAUCGAGGACCCCAACCAGUUUGUCCCACUCAACACUGAUCCCACCGAGGUUUUGGAUAAGAGGAACAGGAUAAAAGAACGGCACAGAGGUGACCUGAUGACUUCGGGACCAAAAUCUCAGUUACUAUCAGGCAUCGUUGUGGACACCAUAAAAGGCCCAGCGUUCAUCGUCGAGGACGAGGAGCAGACUCGCUCUCUUCCGCCCAACCCUUUCAACGGCCUCACGGAGAGAGUGCUGGAGGAAUACAAGAGCCUGGUGGAGCGAAAGCAGCUCGGCCAAGAAGAAGACGACGACGCCACUGACGCAGAGGAGAUGACAACAUUCGACGGCUCGACGAUCUCCCUCUCUCUCUCCCCCGUGAUGACGCCGGCUAAACAAGACCCAAUGCCCAACGGGAAAGACCGCUCGGAGGAGACGGACGAGGAUCUGAGCGUCGAGGUAUCCAAGCUGAGCUUGAGCCCGUCGGAAACGGUCGACGUCUCCGUCGCGCCGAAUGAGAAGUCGCCCAAGAAGAAGAAAACCAAGUUCCGCACACCUUCGUUCUUGAAAAAAAGCAAGAAACGGAAGGAUGAGAAAGAAAAAGAAAAAGCUGAGGCCUGAGGUCGUUUACUCUGUGAAAGAAAAAAACCAAUUAGUGUUUGGCUCGCAAAACAUCUGGAUUGCCUGCGUAGUUUCAAUCUCGUUGAAGUGAAAUAUAUUUUAAAAAAUAGACUUGUCGUUUAGUCAGAAGGUCUCAAGGGACCGGGUUGUUUUUAAAGCCUUCCCUCAUUCACAGCUAUUAUUUAAUGUGAAAGUUUUUCCAAGAGGUGCCAGCAAAUGGUAAUAGGAAAUUCCCCCCCCACGAGAACCUGUGAUUAACCGCUCCCAAAGGGCUCCGUCAAAACUAAUCAAAUGUGAACGCUAAACUGCUAAUCUGGGGUUAUUACCCAUAUUUUAAUGGGAUUUAAAAUCAGCGGUUAUGGAAACAUCAGAUUGACAGUUAGGUUCUUGUGAUUUUUUUUCUUCUUCUUUUUGCACAAGUUCAUUGUUGAAUGUAUACUAAAAGCUAGGAAAAUAGUUUUUUAUAAUUCUUACAUAUUACAAUCACACGAGUCGUGUGUAACAGUGACUGAACAUACUAAGAUUAGACAACGUUCAGCCUUAUAAGAAGUACGAACAUAUUCAUAGUACCAAUACUAAUACUACCUUGUCAUAAUAUAUGUCGGUUCAUAUUUUAGGUAUUACAAUAUAGUGUUUGUUAGUUAAAUACAUGAUUUGAUAGUCUGCAUAUUUACUUACUACUCUUAUUCUAGACAUGCUGUGAUGGAUUAUUCAGCUUUUUUACAUUUGUUGUGAGGUAUUGUUCCCACGCUUGCUGCUUUAUUGUAAUUGUGACAAGGAAUCGACUGUGACGAACAGAAAGAGCCCUGCAAAGUGAUGAUUGUUCCAUAUUGAGGUUUAUGAAUGGAAAAGUUUGACUUUUACAGAAAUGACAGAAAAGCUCGGCUUGUUUGGACGAUGAGAGCGAAUUCCCGGGAAUCGCAGACGGUCGAAAGCGAUCGAUGUUACGAUUUCAUUUUGUUAUUUGAUGGCAAUAAGCUGCGGAAAGCCACCGGUAGAGUUUGAUACAAAGAAUAUUAGAGGACCAGACAUAUAUAUGAACAUCCCAGUCAACAAUGUGAAUGAUGUGUUUUGACCCUGAGGGAGGGAACUCUGCCUUUGUAAAUAGUUUGUGUUUUUGUGAAGUUCUUUUGUUUCGCAGAACCAAAUGUGGAACAAUGAGACGUAGAAAUGUGACAGUACAAUCUAAUAACUAUAUUUUAACACUUAUGUUAUCCUUUUAAUUCCACUAGGUUAAGCUCCCUUGAGUGAACAUGUGCAGCGUGUCCACAGGUUGUCUCACUCGUGUCCCGUGUGCUCAAAAUCUGUCUUGAAAAUUGCCUUCCGCCUGAUGUAAUAAAAGCUUGAAUAUGUUCCUUUAACUGCUUUAUUGCUCCAUUGCUUAUUGACUAAAAUGUACGCAGCGUUAUCAUUCCUUAUGUUAUACUCAUAUACAGUUGUGGAGACGUUGUUUUUUUCUUCAUGUUGUUGGGUACUUUGCAUUUAUUUCAGUCUGGUGUGAUGUGAAACUCGAGCUAAAUAUCCAGUUCGAAGAGACGACAACGACUCAAGUACAAAAUAAAGCUUUGUAGAGACGGUGUA